Pristis pectinata (smalltooth sawfish) is the source of this 1208-nucleotide messenger RNA. Its product is annotated as natural cytotoxicity triggering receptor 3-like. Lineage: Eukaryota; Metazoa; Chordata; Chondrichthyes; Rhinopristiformes; Pristidae. The transcript is spliced from 6 exons. The record is from RefSeq and is a predicted model, not a curated record. Gene Ontology annotation, biological process: immune response-activating cell surface receptor signaling pathway; positive regulation of natural killer cell mediated cytotoxicity. Bases 86 to 976 code for a protein of 296 amino acids.
AAGACUCGAUUGUUUAAAUAAACACUGCUUUGUGGUUGUGCGCUCCAACAUAAGACGUCCACGAGAGUAUUUCGAUUCAGUGCGGAUGGCGGGUGACUCUGAGCGUAGCAGGGAUUUUGAGAAGGGCAGACACCGAACCAUGAUGUGGAAUGGGUUUGUAUGUUCAUUGAUGUUAUUUUCUGGAGCUGCUAGAAAAAUCAACCAAUCGCCGCAGCGCAUCACUGUUACUGAAGGGGGGACGGUGCAGCUGAACUGUACUUUCAGCCUGAAAUCAAGCCAUCAAGGGGACAAAAUAAUAGGAAGCAUCAGUUGGUACAAAGACGAGGAAGAUCGUUGCGUUUGCGCCACGUGCAGCGGAUAUCAAGGUCGCGUUCUGCUGAACAGUUCAAUAGGCAUUCUACGUGAAACUUUGCAAAUCACCGAUCUCAGAAUCAACGAUACAGGAAAGUAUUACUGCAAAGUGGAUAUUUUCAUGGAAGCACAAUAUCUUGGAAACGGGACAGAAGUCAUAAUCAGACCAGGGAGUGGUGACGACGGCAAAACAUUGUUUCUGAAUGAAAGUAGCAUCUAUCUGCCUGUUUUGUCACUCGUGGUUGUUGUGCCCCUCGCGUUGGCGCUGUUUGUCAUCAUUUAUACUCGACGCCGCGGCCGACUUUCAGAUAAAACAUCUGGAACUCAAGUCGUGACUAAGGAAGAGGGAAGUGUAAUCUAUGCAAACCCGAUUAUCUGUAACUCGAACCGGAAUCACCCACUGGAUUACGCUGAGUGCGAGUCAGUGAAGUCUCAAGUACGGAACGAUGGACCAGUGAAGGCUAGGCCGCUAUCACAGGCGGGAAGAAGUGAAGACUCGGUUGUAUACUCUUCGGUGAUGCGGUCAGAUCAUAUGAAGGAUCCGGCGCCAUUGAAGCCCAAGAAGACUCCCAGAAGGGAGGAGAAUCAGGUCGUGUACGCGACCGUGAAUACGAGGCAUUUUUGAGGAAGCCGUCUCCGAACAUUGGCAAAGAGCUGUCCGGGAGGCAGUGUUGUCUGCUUAACAGAAGUUGCUUGCAUCCUUGAUAUUCCAUGAACAAACAUAAAAGUUUCUCGAUGCUUCUGUUGUUAUUCGUUUGUUUACCUCAAGAUGCUUGCAUUGUUCGCAUUGUCUUAUGACAUACAAGGCCAUUUGGCCCAUUGUGUCCAUGCUACCUCCCAGAAAAAUUCCAUGAAAC